Messenger RNA from Aplysia californica (California sea hare), 1746 nucleotides. RefSeq names its product fibroleukin. Bases 83 to 1552 code for a protein of 489 amino acids. The record is from RefSeq and is a predicted model, not a curated record. Lineage: Eukaryota; Metazoa; Mollusca; Gastropoda; Aplysiida; Aplysiidae. The transcript has 5 exons.
UCUUGUUCUAAUGUUUUGUCUCAAUAUUUCCUGUAGACUUUCCUCAAAAAGUACGUGAAGAAUAACCAGCAGUACUAGUAACAUGGACGCCGCCUGGAUAUUUACCAACCUUAUAUUGGUAGCAGCCCUUGUAAUGUGUUCAAAAGCAUGGCGUCUCAAUGUUACGUCAGAAGAAAUUGAAAUCGGAAAGACAGCACAAGUUUCGCUGAACUGCUUCAACCCCUAUCAGCAGCCUGACAUUUCGGAAAUUCUGUUGAUGAGAAUCCAGAAAAAGCAUUUGAGUGGAUGGUCCAGUGUUGCGGAACUUCGCGAUGAUGAUGUGGACGUCAGACUAACAGCUAAAGAUGUGACCGCCACGGGCAGCAUUGUCUCCGGGUCUAACAGCUAUAUGCGGCUUUCUUGGCCGUUGGCAACUAACGAUACAAUCGGUGUGUACCGUUGUGACGUCACUAUUUUGAAUUCCCACGGCAGAGUCGGGUGGCAGAAAAGCCUACCGACUUCCAUCACUCGUAAGAGUGACGUCACAGUUCAGAUCCUGAGUGAAAUAGUAGAUGUGAACAAGAGACAGUGUAUGCAACAUAAACAAGACAUCCAGGAAUACGUAGCAGCAUCCAUAAAGGAGAACAAGAAAAAUUGUCUAGAGGAAAAACAAGACGUUCUCCAGAACAUGACGGCAACCAUGAAGGCGCUAGAAGCGAGUUUUGAUAGCAAGCUGGAAAGUCAGAUACAGACCCUGAGCCACACAGUGGAACUAUACAAAAGAGAAUGUCCUCACCAACUGCUAUCCCACAAACGCCAGAUUCUGGAGAACGUGGCAGCUGCCUUGGACAGGAACAGGAAAGAGGGUCUUCAACAGAGCCAAGACCUCCUGGUUAACGUGACGUCCGUCAUGGAGGAUCUCGAAGCCAGUUUUGAGCGCAAGUUGAACAUUGUCAAAAGCCAGUUACGGCCCCAGUCGUGCGCCAGUGCUAAGGGUUUGGGUCCUCGGCCGGUGAUCCUCCUCUCUAGCGGUCAACUUGUAGUCUGUGACACGGUGACGGACCAAGGAGGCUGGAUCGUGAUACAGAGACGCGCUUCUGCGGACGUUGAUUUUUUCCGUGGCUGGGCGGACUAUAAAAAUGGAUUUGGUGACCUCUCUGGCAAUUUUUGGUUCGGACUAGAGAAAAUCCACCAGCUGACAAGUCAGGGGAGAUGCGAACUAAGGAUCGAUUUGAGAUUUCAGGGAAAAAACUACUACGCCAGCUACGACAACUUUUCGCUAUCUGGAGAAACAGAAAAUUAUAAAUUACAGCUUUCCGGAUUUUCGGGUAAUGCAAGUGAUAGUAUGGCUUAUCACAAUCACAAGGUGUUUUCAACCAAGGACCGUGACAACGAUUCAUGGGGUGGCAGCUGUGCUAAUGCCUAUCACGGAGCUUGGUGGUACGAUAAAUGCCAUAUAGUGAAUCUCAAUGGACAGUGGGGCAAUACAGGCAACAAGGGCUUGAAAUGGAACGGCGUAACAUCUGGCUCUGUCUCUUUCAGUGAAAUGAAGAUUCGACCAUUCAGUGAGUGACAGUGUCAAGACACUGAAUCCUCCGUAUGUCAGUGAUGUAUUUAGAUGUCGGCGUGUCUUUUUGUUGUUGGUAUAGAGAAAUGUAAAGACAGAACAUCUUCAAACGUUUUGUGAUUUGAAAGUUCAGUUGUUCCAUCCUCUCAUGUCAGGUCAUUUAUUGAUAGAUCAGAAAAAUAAUACACAAUUCAUAAUGU